This is a messenger RNA of Lytechinus variegatus (green sea urchin), 4866 nucleotides long. Its product is annotated as vacuolar protein sorting-associated protein 11 homolog. Gene Ontology annotation, biological process: organelle fusion; intracellular protein transport; vesicle-mediated transport. Gene Ontology annotation, molecular function: protein binding; protein-macromolecule adaptor activity. The transcript is spliced from 26 exons. NCBI's taxonomy places the organism in Eukaryota, Metazoa, Echinodermata, Echinoidea, Temnopleuroida, Toxopneustidae. The record is from RefSeq and is a predicted model, not a curated record. The coding region runs from base 50 to 3529 and encodes 1159 amino acids. Gene Ontology annotation, cellular component: HOPS complex; endosome.
CGCGCAGCCAGCCAGACUGACGACAAUUAGUUUUUUUUCUGUUAACAAAAUGGCCUUUUUACAGUGGAGGAGGUUUAAUUUCUUUGACAAGGAUGUUGUGAAGUACCCUGACAGCACAGAGAUCUUUGCAAAGCUGAAGGACAUUGACAUCACGGCAUGUGCAAGUGGGCGUGGCCAGGUUACCCUGGGUGACUCGGAAGGCAACCUGCUGUUCUUGGACCGGAACUUGGAUCUGGAUGGUUUUAAGGCUUAUGAACUGAGAGUGACCCAUAUCCACCAACUCAAGCAACAUAAUAUCAUCUUCACUAUAGGGCAAGAUGAAGCUGGGAUCAACCCUGUCAUUAAAGUCUGGAAUCUAGACAAGCGUGAUAAGUCCAACAACCCAUCAUGUAGCAGGAUAACUCGAGCUUUGCCUGGCAGUAAUGCAACGGCCAACGUGACGGCAAUAGCAGUCAGCGAGAAUCUGAACAUGAUGGCCAUUGGCUUUCAAGAUGGGACUGUGACACUCUUCAAGGGUGAUGUGACCAGGGAUAGACACAGCAAGUCGCCAAAGGUUGUUCAUAAGGGUCGUACACAGGUGACCGGUUUGGCUUUCAGGCACACUCAACGCAGUAACGUUCUCUUCGUCUCAACGGAAGAUGCCGUCAUUGCGUGUCACAUUGGCACCAAAGAUGUUCGUACAGAAACUUUGGAUCACCAUGGUUGUUCAUCUCACUGUGCUGUCAUGAGCGAUGCAACUCAAGACCAUCAGUUUGUUAUUGGCAGAAAUGAUGCCGUGUACUUCUAUCAGCCCGAUGGGCGUGGCCCAUGCCUUGCCUUUGAGGGGCGUAAAACCAUACUCCAUUGGUUCAGGGGAUAUCUGGUGGUGGUAACAAAGGAUAGUAAGACAAUACCAAGACAGAUUGCUGGAGAGGGCCUUGCAAGGAUGAUGGACACGGUGACUGUCUAUGACAUCCAGAAUAAGUUCAUAGCAUAUUCUGCUCCAGUCCCGGAAGUACUGGACAUUAUCCAAGAGUGGGGCUCCCUCUAUGUCCUUGGAGGAGACAGGAAACUGUAUCAACUCCAAGAGAAAGACACUCAAACUAAACUGGAGAUGCUGUUUAAGAAGAACCUGUAUGUCAUGGCCAUCAAUCUUGCCAGGAGUCAGCAUUAUGACUAUGAUGGAUUGAUCGAUAUAUUUACCCAAUAUGGAGAUCAUUUGUACAGCAAGGGAGACCAUGAUGGGGCCAUAGCACAGUACAAGAAGACCAUCGGUAGAUUGGAACCUUCGUAUGUCAUUAGGAAGUUCCUUGAUGCCCAGCGGAUACACAACCUGACGGCCUAUCUUCAAGAGCUCCACAAGCAAUCCAUAGCGAAUGAAGAUCACACAACUCUCCUGCUCAAUUGCUAUACCAAACUCAAAGAUACCAAUAAGCUUGAUGAAUUCAUCAUGACAAAGGACAAAGAUGUUGACUUUGAUGUGGAAACAGCUAUGAAGGUAUGCAGGCAGGCCGGGUACUUCAAGCACGCCCUUUUCUUGGCCGAGAAGCACAAGCAGCAUGACUGGUAUCUCAAGGUACAACUAGAAGACAUCAAGGAUUACCAGAAGGCACUGAACUACAUCAGCACAUUAGAGUUCUAUGAGGCAAUGGAUAACAUUAAGAAGUAUGGUAAGAUCCUGAUGACUGAGGUACCCAAAGAAGCCACUGAUUUCCUUAAGGUCUUGUGCACAGACUACAAACCAGCAGACAGGCCCCUAGUGGACCCCUCCACUCUGUCAGGGGGGAUGCCGCCUCCUAUCCAGAGGGCCUCUGUUGAGGAGUUCAUCCAUAUCUUUGUCAACAACUCAGCGCAGCUCAUGGAAUUUCUAGAGCAUAUGAUCAAGGUCCAGACAGAGUCUUCCAGUCAGAUCUACAACACUCUCCUUGAGCUCUAUCUCCACGACAUGGCCCACGAAACAGAAAAGCGCCCUCGGUUGGAGCUCGAGAAGAAGGCCAUGGCAUUGCUGCAGACAGGAGAAACCAGAUACGACAUAGACCAGGCUCUUGUACUUUGUCAGAUGCACAGUUUCCAGAAGGGAAUUCUUUAUCUCUAUGAAAAGGCUCAACUCUAUCAACAGAUACUCCAUUUCUACAUGGAACAUGACAGCUAUGAUAAGAUUAUUCAGACGUGCAAAUCCUAUGGGAACAAAGAUCCCAACCUGUGGGUACAGGCCCUCUCUUAUUUUGCCGCCAAGGAAGAGAACUGCAAGCCGUUCAUUGUUGAAGUCCUCUCCCAAAUUGACCGAAGGAAUCUGCUGCCCCCUCUCUUGGUCAUCCAGACGCUUGCCCACAAUUCCACGGCUACGCUGUCGGUCAUCAAAGAUUAUAUUGUGAGAAGACUGCAGCAGGAGAACGAUCAGAUUGCCGAUGACGAGAGAUUGAUCAAACAAUACAGAGAAGAGACCAAGAAGAUGAAGAGCCAGAUUGAAGAAAUGAAAACAAGUGCUAAGAUGUUUCAGGUAUCUAAGUGUAGUGUGUGCAAUCAUCCGUUGGAGUUGCCCUCGGUUCAUUUCCUCUGUCAACAUUCCUACCAUCAACAUUGUUUUGAGAGUUAUGCAGAGAAUGAGCAGGAGUGUCCUGCUUGUCUGCCUGAGAAUCGCAAAGUACUAGACAUUAUUAAGGCUCAAGAACAGAGUAAAGACCUUCAUGAACAAUUCCAUCGACAGCUGGAAAAGUCCCAAGAUGGAUUCUCAGUUGUAGCAGAUUAUUUCGGCAGAGGAGUUUUCAAUAAGGUCACCCUCCUCACAGACUCCUUUAGUCCUGCUAAGACGACAACCUCAAAUCAAAGGUCACAACCGAGCCAGCCAGCAAGACCACCAGCCCAGCAAGCCCAGCCAAUCAGGUCUGCAGCCACGCAAGCCCGACCAACCCCUAGUGCAAUUUCCAGUGCCCCUAGACCACAGGGAGGUAUACCUACCCAACAACCAGCCAAGACCCAGGUUUCCAGGCCCCCGACCUCAUCCACGCCAAGCUCCCGCCAACAGGCUCCCCCGCAGAGACCCGCCACGCCCCCAACAAAAAGAACCCCGCCCGCUUUCCAACAGGCUCCACCAACGAGGUCCACGCCACCUCCAACACAAGCAAUGGCAAGCAAGCCCAUCAGACCUGCCGAUCCCCCGAAGAGGGUACAAACCCCUCCCCAGCAGAGCCAAACCCGCAGCACCCCGCCCGCCAAAGAAUACAACCCGUUUGACGAACCCGAUGAACCGUCGAUAUCUACAUCCCAGCAAGGGCGGAGUACAGCUCUCCCCGCUGCCAUGAUGAGGCGGGGCCAGGCCAGCGGUAAAGGUUCGGGCCAGUCAUCCCCUGCAGAGUACAAUCCAUUUACCAAUCCAGAUGGCCAACUGAGCAGGGGUUCGCCAUCAUCCACCGGAGGACAGCAAGCUGCUCCCCGCAGGGCGCCUACUCCUCCUAAUCCAUUUGAGGAGGAACCUAGCUCGACUGGAAAGAAUCCAUUUGAAGACGAUAUGAUAGAUGACGAGGAUAAGAAUAAUCCUUUUUUUAACUGAAAUUCUUCAAAUCGCACCGGUACAAAACGGAAAUGAACUCAUAGACAUUGCCAGUUGCUCAAUGUUGUAUUUAUCAUUGAUAUUAUGCUUGAUCUUGUUAUAUUUUACUGCAAUUUUGGUGAAAUGUGAUAUACAAUGCCUAAUCAGUGUUUUUUUUUGGUUUUGACAAUGCUAUUUUUUACCUUACUUGAGAUGAGAAUAAACUCAGAAUGUAUGGUAUUGGGUUAAUUAUAAGCCAUAAUAAUGAUUAUAAUUAUGUUCAGGUACUAAGUACUUGUUAAUUCAUUUUGUUGAUAUUAUCAAUAUUUCAACAAUUGGUCUCUGGCAAUGUAGCAUUUAUUAAAUAUAACAUUCCUUUAUGUGCUUGGAAAUACUUGUUUCUUUAUCAAUUCUCGCGUUACAUGUAUUUAUUUUUUGUUUUGUUUAUUGCUUCAAGAGGUAAUGAUUGCUAUAUUCUAUCAUAAAGUUGAAAAAUAUUGUAUUCUAAUCCUCACCAGUGUGUUUGCAGUAAGUUCCAAAUAGGAGAUUGGUCUGUUUCUGCGCAUAUCGUAGAUUAUCAUAUUGAAUGCACUUACUAUUUCUUUAACAGAUACAUUGUAUCUGUAAAUAGUCCAAAAUGCAAAUUCUUAUUCAGAUUGUCAACUACCAGUUCUGUCGAAUUUUAGUUUUGGAUAAGACAUUCCUCAGCUUUGUUUGCAGGUAUUUUAUAUGCCCGUCCUAGACGGUACGUAUUAUGGUAUCACGCUUGGUGUCCAUCUGUCUGUCUGUUUCCUCCAUCUGUACGUCCGUCUUUCUGUCUGUCCGUCCGUUAACUUCCUUGUAAAUGCAAUAACUUCAUUUUGACUCAACCUAGGCUCAUAUAAUUUGGUGUGUAUGAUACUAGCAUGGAUCCCAAGCAGCCUAUCGAUUUUGAAGGUCAAAAGGUCACAGUGACAUGCUUUCAUUUUACCCUUCUGAAGUCCUUGUAAACUUGAUAACUUCAGUUAUAACUUGAUAAUUUAAGCUAGGCUCAAAUAAUUUUCCAGUUUCUCCUAUAAUGGUUCUUUUCCGUAUCAAAUAGAAUGCCAGUAGCUCCUUUAAAGGCUUGACUCUACAACUGAAGAAGCAUUAUACACCAUCAAUUGUGCAAUGAAAUGUAUGUAUAUUUGAAGAUACAAUCUUUGGGAAAGUGUCAGUGUACAACAUUGCACUUUUGCAGCUGUAAAGUAUUCUGUACUAUUCAGGUGCAAUUCUGGGGGCAAACAAGUAUAAAAGGCUUCCUAAUGAUCAAAUCAUAAUUGUGUUUUAUUUACCCUGGCUAACAACUUCAGUUAUAAAAACUGCUCUACUAGCAGGCC